AAGUAAUUCUAGUAUUCAUUCAUUCAAAAGAAAGAAACAAAGAAACGUUAUCUUGUUUCUGUUGUUUCGUCUCCUUCCCUUCCCAUUCACAAGAUUCAUUCAUUCAUUCAUUCCUCCGUCCGCUCUGUGAUUCUGUUCCUCUCGCUGAAUGAGCCCCCAUGCCUUUGAUUGCAGAGAUAGCAAAUGCACAUUCACUGAGGGUCUCAUUACCAUUACCAUAUUAUUAUUAUCAUCAACAUCAUUUCAAAGACUCAUCAACUAAUAAGAUUAAUUGGAACUACUCCUUUGGUAACAACAACAACUUCAAUGUUCGACGACGACAUCCUAGGUUCCCAUUACUCAUUAAGGCUGUUGCUGCUGCUCCUCCUCUAAAUCCACAGCCUGAUUUAUGGGAAGAAGAACCACCUGAUGAGAGGGAGAAGUUGAGAAGAUCCAGGAUUUCUAAAGCUAAUAAAGGAAACAUCCCAUGGAACAAAGGAAGAAAGCACAGUCUUGAAACUUUGCAAAAGAUCAAGGAAAGAACACGCAUCGCAAUGCACAAUCCUAAGGUCAAAAUGAAGUUGACUAAUCGACCUGCACAAACUACAGAAACAAAAUUGAAGAUUGGUGCUCGAGUGAAAAAGCUAUGGGAAAAGAGGCGUGGGAUGAAGAUGGUGCAGGAGACUUGCUUCUUUGAGUGGCAGAAUUUAAUUGCAGAAGCAUCUAGGCAAGGCCUUGUUGGUCAGGAAGAGCUGCAAUGGAAUUCCUAUGAAACCUUGGAUGAACAGCUUAAGCAGGAGUGGUUGAUGAGCCUUGAAGAAAGGAAACAAAUGACAAGGCCGCCUUUAAGCAACAGAGAAGGAAGAUUGCAGAAGCUAUUGCUGCAAAAUGGGCCGAUCCAGUAAGUUUAUAUCUUAACAUCUCGAGUGUUUGCUAGAUCUUUUGCUCGGUUAGCACACUAUUUGAGAGUCUCAUCAAUUAGUUCUUUGUGAUUGACUUCAAACAAGUUAACACUUUUCUUACAAAUAAUUUUAAUGUCCUGCCUACUUAAUUUGAUGUUUUCGAUACUCAACAUUGUCCCUCCCAUGAUUAACUUCAAAGAGUAACUGGAUUCUUAUACUUGUAUGUUCAAUCCGUGUUUGAAAUUAUUGAUAGUUUGAUAGAA
Trifolium pratense (red clover) is the source of this 1144-nucleotide messenger RNA. RefSeq lists its product as uncharacterized. The transcript is spliced from 5 exons. Bases 159 to 884 code for a protein of 241 amino acids. The record is from RefSeq and is a predicted model, not a curated record. Gene Ontology annotation, molecular function: DNA binding. NCBI's taxonomy places the organism in Eukaryota, Viridiplantae, Streptophyta, Magnoliopsida, Fabales, Fabaceae.